Messenger RNA from Scomber scombrus (Atlantic mackerel), 756 nucleotides. RefSeq names its product stonustoxin subunit alpha-like. The coding region runs from base 1 to 756 and encodes 251 amino acids. Gene Ontology annotation, molecular function: protein binding. Lineage: Eukaryota; Metazoa; Chordata; Actinopteri; Scombriformes; Scombridae. The record is from RefSeq and is a predicted model, not a curated record. The transcript has 2 exons.
AUGCUGGCUGUCGACCUUGGUUUGUUGCUCCUCUCGCUCUACCUGUCACCCGUCCUUUUCUCCUGUGUUUACCGGAGUUUUGGCCCUCCCCCAGCCACUGAUAGGCUGCAGCAGUCCUGUUGUCUCUCUCAGUGGUUGUUGUCACUGUCCAUCAAGCGCAGCUACGCAGACACUGCAAAGAAUAAAAAACACUUCUGCCUUAUUACACUCACACUGGACACAAACACAGUAAACAGAAACCUCAAACUGUCUGACAACAACAGGAAGGUGACAGAUGUGAGAGAGGAUCAGUCAUAUCCUGAUCAUCCAGACAGAUUUGACAAUUUGCUACAGCUGCUGUGUAGUAAUGGUCUGACUGGUCGCUGUUACUGGGAGGUCGAGUGGAGAGGAAGAGUUAAUCUAUCAGUGAGUUACAGAGGAAUCCACAGGAAAGGAAAGGAUGAUGACUGUGAGUUUGGAUGUAACGAUCAGUCCUGGAGACUGACGUGCUCUGAUGCUCAGGGUUACUCUGUCCAUCACAAUAAGAGAGAAACAUCCAUCUCCUCCUCCUCCUCCUCCUCCUCCUCCUCCUCCGUCUCUAACAGAGUAGCAGUGUAUGUGGACUGUCCUGCUGGCACUCUGUCCUUCUACAGAGUCUCCUCUGACACACUGAUCCACCUCCACACCUUCAACACCACAUUCACUGAACCUCUGUAUGCUGGGUUUAUGUUCCAGUCUUAUGGUUCCUCCGUGUCUCUGUGUCCUCUGUCUGAGUGA